Messenger RNA from Aspergillus affinis, 1074 nucleotides. RefSeq lists its product as uncharacterized. The record is from RefSeq and is a predicted model, not a curated record. Lineage: Eukaryota; Fungi; Ascomycota; Eurotiomycetes; Eurotiales; Aspergillaceae. The transcript has a single exon. Gene Ontology annotation, cellular component: kinetochore; Mis6-Sim4 complex. Bases 1 to 1074 code for a protein of 357 amino acids.
AUGGAUCCAACUGAAGAUCCCCAACGACUCGAAGAGUCACUAGAUACCGACAUCGCGUCCAUCCGCGCAGAGAGUACGUCCCCCCAUCCCCCCAUCCCAAUCCCCCGACCCAAGCCUAGCCAUCCAACUAACCAACCCUCCAAUAAAGUCCGCACCCUCGAACGCCGCAAACGCUUUCUAGCCAGCAGCAUCCUCUCCUCUUCACGGUUCCAAAUGCACAUGAAAACCCUCCCCCGAUCAUCUCUCACCAGCCUCACCGAAAAAGUCACCCCCCUGGUCAUGGACGCCGAGAAACACACCGAGGUGAAUCACCACCGAAUCGCCUUCUCGGCUACCACGUUCCCGUUCAAAGACCCGUCGCCGAACGCCGCGGAUCCGAAUCUUCUGGGCGUGAGGAUCGAUUUGUGUAAGCGGGACGGACAGUUCGCGAAACCGUAUUAUUUGCUGUUGAAGCGUUCGGGGAGUGUUGGGGAGAAGGAGAUGGGAGGGUUGAAGGUGUAUAAACAUACGAUACCAGCGUUUAUUCCGAUGGAGGGGUUAGAAAGGGUUUAUUUGCCGACGAUGGUGCAGAAAGGGCAGGAGGGACAACAAGAAGAAGACGACGAGACAGCGCUGAAGCCAUGGAAGAAGAAGACGAGGACACCCAAAAAACAAGAUCUCCAGGGCCUGGUACGGGAAUUGCGACGCCAGCUGGUGGCGUGGCAGUUACGGAUGGAUGCGAUUGGACUGUUGCGGGAGAAGCUGGGGGUGGUGCGGCGCGGGGUGGACGACUAUCAAGACGACGAUGGGGUGUGGGAGCGCAGUUUUCUGGAUCAGAAGGAGACGAAGCUGGCGGCUAAUGAGUGGGGGAUCGUCUCGUUGGGACCGACGGCGCUGGAGGCUGUGUAUGUGCGCGUGGAAUGGGCCAACGGUCAGGUGGGAAGAUUCAAGAUCUCGAAUUCGGGCAUCGUGGAGCGGGCGGUGGUGAUUGGGGAUGAUGGGCGAGAUAAAGCGUUGGAGAUGGCGCUGACGGGUGGGAAUGGGAGAGUGGAAACGGUCCUUGGCCGGUUGAAGAAACAUGCAGAGGCCAACUGA